Messenger RNA from Mercenaria mercenaria, 5868 nucleotides. RefSeq lists its product as uncharacterized. NCBI's taxonomy places the organism in Eukaryota, Metazoa, Mollusca, Bivalvia, Venerida, Veneridae. Gene Ontology annotation, biological process: G protein-coupled receptor signaling pathway. The transcript is spliced from 20 exons. The record is from RefSeq and is a predicted model, not a curated record. Gene Ontology annotation, molecular function: protein binding; G protein-coupled receptor activity. The coding region runs from base 44 to 4951 and encodes 1635 amino acids. Gene Ontology annotation, cellular component: membrane.
AGAAAGAAAAGAAAUAUACCUGCCCCAAAAAGAUAAAUGGUUGAUGAUACCAGAGCAAGUUCCUGUCAAUGAGUAUAACGGGAAAGUUAACACAGCACCGGGCGGGUUAUCCUGCUUGUCCUGGGCAAAUGAAGAAAUUUACCUUGACGACACCAUGUUCCCAGAAAGAUCAAAGGUUACCGCUAAAAACUAUUGCCGUGAUCCAACCGAUAACAGAUAUUUGUGGUGUUACACGGAAGAAAAGCCAGAAGAGAAAAAUGAGUGUGAUAUUAUAAUGCCGGCAAAGAAUAACACAGAUAACACAUUUGAUGGUUAUCUCAGGUACGUAGGAACGUUAAAUACAACGUUCUCAGGUAAAACGUGCCAAAAAUGGGCUUCUGGAUCUCCACACGCUCAGUUUGCACGUGGUUAUGUAUUUCCUGGAGAGAGUGUUGCUGGUGUGGACAAUUAUUGUCGGGAUCCCUGGGGCAGCGGUUACUUCUGGUGCUUUACCACGGAUCAGAGCACCAGAUGGGAGCCGUGUGUACUCAAAGAUACGAAGGAAGAUGGUUUGGGAAUUGUGUACCAAAAAUACAGCGGAUCAUUGAGGCAAACAUAUACUGGAAAGUCUUGUCACCAUUGGAACACACAUUAUGCCGACUACAAAGAAAGUCAUUACCCGAAUGGUUACUUGAGAGGCAAUGAUUGCCGUGACCCUCUGGACCAGGGUUUCCUGUGGUGUUACACUUCUGGUCGAGAAUGGGAGCCGUGUGUUGCUGUUGAUGAAUCGUUUGAGAACCUUGAGGAAAAGCAUGGCACAUUCGAAAGUAGUGACAGUAAGCGUCUGUUCAGAUGCAAAAGUGGACAAACCAUUCCAGUGUCCAGAAAAUGCGACGCUAGAUUUGACUGCUUUGAUUAUUCAGAUGAAACUGAUUGUUGGCAAAACUUUAAACCUCAUCAGCUUGUCUCCGGCAUGACAUUGUCCUCUGAACUUCCACCAGGUUUCGACACUGGUUCCCAUUUCCAAUGCGAUAAAACAUUUGAGUGGAUUUCCGUAACCGCAUAUUGCGACGGUGUAAUAGAUUGUUUGGAUUCAUCUGACGAAAUAGCCUGUAACAAUUCUUUAGAUGAUAAUAAGUCUUGUUUGCCUGAUCAGUACAAAUGCGGAGAAGGUGAUUGUAUACAUAUCAGCCAGCUCUGUAAUUUUGUACCUGAUUGUAUCGACCAGACAGAUGAAAAUUGUGAUUUUAGGACAUGCGCAGAUACAGAGUAUCAGUGUGACAAUGGCCAAUGUAUACCUCUUUACAAACGAUGUGACUAUAAGCGUGACUGCUAUGAUGGAAGUGACGAAAUAUCAUGUGAUAUAUGUGAAACGAAACAAGCGUUCCAUUGUGACGUUGCCAGAUGUAUUCCUGCGCGAUUACGAUGUGAUAACUACAUGGACUGUGAGGAUGGUACCGACGAGGUUAACUGUGCUCAAAAAGACUUUACGUCAUGUGACGAGUGGUGGCAACAUGGUUACAGAACUUCAGGUCCAUAUAUUGUUGGGGGACUGAAGGUUAAGUGUGAUUUUGAGUCCAUUGUUUCUGCUGGCAAGAUCUACACGAUAGUAGAAAACAGAGAUAUCGUUUUCGACUUUGAAUGUUGUGUUGUCGUUAAGGUGUUUCUACAUAGCAACAUUGAGGAAGGAAAGGAAGGUUUUUUAGUAGAGAGUCUGGUGAAGAGACCAGGAUAUACGUGUAAACAAGAGAUUAAGCAAACUUGCCAUCCGUCACACGCUGUAGCCGCCAUAUUGGAUGACCCACAUUUCAAUCAUAUUUACAAGGAAUGUAACUGUGUAAUGCUGGAAGUUACCAUCAACACGGACAACAGAGUGGAAAAGUCGUGUAUAGAGUCCGGAAAUGGAUCAGAAGCUGUGGAAAACAUGUACUCUUCAACGAAGUCAAAACUAACCUUUAGUUACAAGGAAAGGGAAGUUUAUAGAUCUAUGGCCUUCUUGGACUCGUAUACAGAAAAUGUCCAGUUGUUUCCUGGCCCGAUUAGAUGUGAGCACGAUUUUGUUCCGGAAGAAGAAAGCCUUACAUGUGAAGGAGAAGGUAAAGUUAUUCCCGCUCAUCGUAGAUGUCUGUAUGAUGUUGACGACAUUGGAAUAAUACUUGACUGCAGGUCUGGAAGUCAUCUGGAAAAUUGUGAUACAUUUAAGUGUUUAAAAGAUACAGUAAAGUGUCCAGGUAGCUACUGUUUACCUAUGAAGUUUGUUUGUGAUGGUACUGCGCAGUGUCCGGGAGGCCAGGAUGAGGAAAACUGUGGUUGCUCUGAGGAAAACAGUGAGAUACUCAUUGUUUACUAUGUUGGUCUGUUUCAAGAGCGUUUACAUGUCGAAAAGUUUGCUAACCAGUUUUACACGGAAACAGCAGCUGUUCGAAUUCUGAGCUACACAACCAGUCAACCACUUAAAACUGACUUUCAUAUCGAUCAUUUUGUAAUGCAUGUAAGGGAAACAAUGGCUCUGCCGUUUUCGUCAGUAUAUCGAUUACCAGAAUACCGUUACAGACUAAUGGCAAAAACGUUUCUGCAAGAUAUACUAUUAACUAAAAACAGUACAUCGAAACGAGGUAUAAUUUUCCUUGAAAAUAGCAAGGUAGCCAAGUCAGUUGCAAGUCAAUUAUUUUCAAAUAUAUCCGAGAAGCUCCCACCCGAUGUUAGUGUAUAUCGAGUCAUUGAAGAUCCAACUUCCAGUGUCAACAAUGCUUCCAACUUCUAUGAUAACGUGCUAGAUGUGGCAAUCAAGCGAUGGGAAAGUCUCAACUCUUUCGGCACACAAUGGUUUCCUACAAUAUGCACAGUGACCACGAAAGUCAAGUGCCCAAAUGCUUACAGGUGUGCCUGGAGUAGAAAUUGCAUUCCACUUGACCAAGUAUGUGAUGGACAUACUCAAUGUUACCAUGGUGAUGAUGAAAGUCUUUGUAAAUUUCAUUGUCCAAACGAAUGUCAUUGUAGAGGAUAUGCCGUAUUUUGCAGCGAGAAGAACAUAAACUUGAAUGCCGUUUCUAACAUAUCAAAAACCACCCGACAUCUUGAUUUAAGUAGGAACGCAAAUCUAGCAAAGAUAUUAGAACGUUCCUACCUGAUGUUCCCGUUUUUGGCCAUUCUCAAUCUAUCUUUGUGUCAUAUUGAAAUAAUAUCGGAAGUUGCUUUUCAUGGUUUAUUAAACGUUUUUACAUUUGAUCUGAGCUACAACGAUAUUAAAACUUUGCCAGCGAAUGUAUUUUCUGAGCUGACUCAUCUUCGGAUUUUAGAACUAAAAGGAAAUUACAAACUUGCCAAUAUUGAAGCAGGGGCGUUUAAUGGAUUGGGCUCAAUUCGAGAAUUAAUUCUUGCGGAUGCUCAACUGAAAAAGAUCGCUGCCUAUUCAUUUGCUGGACUCAGCCUGGAUGUUAUCGAUCUGUCCAACAACACUAUCGGAGAAAUUGAAGCGUUCGCUUUUAGCGAUGUAUCCGUUUCGAAAAUACAUUUCGACGGAAACAAAAUACUGAGCUUUAACAAGGAGAUAUUUACUGGCGUUUCGUCGCUAAGAAAAUUGAAAACUCCUGCUUUCAAAUUUUGUUGUAUCCGACCAAACUAUCUUGAGGAAGACCAGUGUUUCCCGCCAAAAGACGAGUUUUCAUCGUGUGAAGAUCUGAUGAGACUUUCAGCACUGCAGACUUUGCUGUGGCUCAUUGGCAUGGCAGCUCUUAUUGGAAACGGCCUUUCAAUUUUGUACAGACUGUUUUAUGACAGAAGAAGGCUUCGGAUAGGAUAUGGCAUAUUUGUAACCAACCUUGCUGUAGCCGAUUUUUUGAUGGGGAUAUAUCUUAUCAUUAUUGCAAUAGCUGAUGCUGUGUUUAGAAAAAAGUACAUUUUCAUGGAUGAUUAUUGGAGAAGUAGUGUAUGGUGCAACCUGGCUGGUUUCUUGUCGACUGUUUCCUCUGAAGCAAGCGUUUUAUUUCUUUGUCUCAUAACAAUAGACAGACUUCUUAUGAUCAAGUUCCCCAUGAGACAGAUACGGAUGAAUUGGAAAAUCGCGGGCCAGCUUUCAUUAAUUGCAUGGGUCGUGUCAAUAGCCAUAGCUGUAGUACCAUUUGUAUUCAGUAGCUACUUUCAGGACACAUUCUACACAAAAUCCGGAGUCUGUAUCGCUCUCCCUCUGACAAGAGAUCGCCCACCAGGUUGGCUGUACUCCGUUGCAAUCUUCGUGGGACUGAACUUCAUUACGUUUGUUCUUGUCGCUUUUGGUCAGAUUGCUAUCUUCAUGGAAUUCAGGAAAGCAAACAUGGAGAUUAGUAUGCUGAAUGCCAGAAAGCAGGAUUUAACGAUUGCUAGAAAUUUGCUUCUUGUCGUGACAACCGACUUCCUGUGUUGGUUUCCGAUUGGAGUAAUGGGUAUGAUGGCACUGAGCGGACAUGUUAUAUCAGGGGACGUUUAUGCAUGGGCUGCAGUCUUUAUACUGCCAGUUAACUCCGCAUUGAACCCAAUUCUAUAUACGUUGUCAGCCAUUGUUGGACAAAAAAAGUUCAACCCAAAUGCGGAUGAGCAAUACCGGACCGAACUAUCGGAAGCUGUGGGCAGUCGAAGUUUGGCAAUCCUAGGAAUAAGCAAACACUUUGGUUCUCGUGUCAGACCAAGCUACAGAAACAUUGCAGAUAUUUUGGAAAAGAAGACUGAUUUGUCUGCAAUGGAUAUUUUGAAAGUAGCAUCAAGGCUUGCGUCAGUUUUAGAAGUGGUGCACGAGAACUCCUUAGUUGUCGGUCGGCUAAAUGGUGAUACAAUACACGUAAGCAUAAAGGAAAGAAAGAUAAAUGGACAAAUAAAGUUAAAAAUGAAACCGCAGAUGUUGUCAGAUAAGGGAGAUAGCUACGAUGAUAUGUUUCAGUUUGGAAAGGUCUUACGUGCUUUGGUCGCACAGUACUCCCGAAGAGGAAACGUGCGUUGAUAUUGCACCAUUUAUAUUCUUUAUUUAUACAAUUAUUAUUACUAUUAUUAUCAUAUUUUUUAAUGUUGUGAAAUUUUAUUUAGAUGUUGUGAAAAUACAAUAAUAGUUGGUGUCAGUGUUAUGUGUUUACAUUUAAGACAUUUUGUUUUUGCAUUAUUUGAUAACCAAAUUUCAUGUUAAACCUUUUUAAACUGAAAAUUUAGUUUUGUCAUUUUUGUGUUUGAAUUUUCAAAUGCACAAGUUCGCUUUCAAAAGGUUUUAAUAUAAGACGAGUACAUGAUGUAAAUACUAAUACAGCCUGAAUAAGCUUUAAUUAGUUUUAAAACCUUUUAUUUAGAUUUUAGCAUGUAUCGCUACUUUUGCGUCUGUUUCCUGAUUUAUAAUCAAAUUUUAUUUCCAUUUUUGCUUAAGUUGAUAUUUUUCCCGUAUCAGUUUUGGGUAAACGUUUUUAAAGUCUUUCUUGUAAAAGACUAAAUGCAGAAAUCAUUUAGAACAAAUCAAGUAAAUCAUUGGCUGGAUCUAUACCGCCACCAACUAAGUUUCUUAUUUACUUUUUAAGAUUCGAUUCCCCCAUAAUUUCUCUACAUUUUGGAUUAACUUUAUAGUUGUGAUUUUAAACUUCAAUUGUCGUACACGAAUAACAUUACUAGGGUUACCAGUUUUAUUUCAUAACAUUUGAAGGAACUGUUUUUGUCGAUAUACUGGAAUUACCAGCCAUUAAUGUGUGGACUUUAUUCAUUAUCUUUAUUUAUUAUUAUUUAUUUUUACUUAUUUUGCAAUUACAUAGAUCACAGCAUUAGCACACAUUAUAUAGUAUGACAAUGUAAAGUAAUUCUAACAAAUAAAAUAGAUUAGACAGACAUUUAAAUAAAAUAACAGAAUUUCUACUGCACAGAUUAAAUUUGACAUAUUGCAAA